UUCCUGGUAGCAGAUUCACAGAGCCUGGAAGAAGGCCGGCAUGGGCCAUGGCAGGCACAUGGCUCAGUCGCUUGGACUCCUGGAGCCCUGAAGAAGUCUUCGCAUGGCUCCUGGCACCGGUGACGCCGGGCGAGUUCCUCCGACGUCAUUGGGAGAAGGAGCCACUGCAUCUUCCUGGGAAUGCUGAUCGCUUUCAUGGUCUUCUGUCGCAACGAGCGAUUGAAGCGCAGUUGCAGACUUCCACUGGUUUGACCUUCGGCAAAGACAUCAACCUUGCCAGAUGUGGACCAGAUGGGAAGCAAAUCAUGUGCAACGGCAGUGGCCGUGCCAAAGUGGACGUCGUUCAGCAAGAGGUAAGGAAAGGCUGCUCGGUGCAGGUCGUCCAUCCCCAGCGCUUCUGUCUGGAAGUCUCGUGCUUGCUCUCGAAAUUGGAGGCGCACUUCGGAUGCCUUUGGGGUGCCAACAGCUUCCGAACACCGCCGGGGGGUCGUGGCUUCAAAGCCCACCACGAUGAGGUUGAGGUUUUCAUGCUGCAGCUGGAGGGAGCCAAACGGUGGCGUUUGCACCGAUGUCCCACGGGACCAUUACCUCGGAGCUAUUGCUGGGACUAUGAUGAAAAGGACCUAGGGGAACCGCUGAUGGAGUUGGUCUUGAAGGCUGGGGACUUGCUGUAUUUGCCGCGUGGUACCAUCCACAAGGGCGAGGCAGUGGAAGGCGAGGCUUCACAUCACCUCACCAUUUCCACCUAUCAGAAGUUCAGCUGGUCGGAGUUUCUGCAGAAGGCCUUGCCGGAGGCUCUGGAGCGCGCCGCCCUGGAGGACGUGCGUUUUCGAGAAGGUUUGCCGCUCCGGGCUUUGUCGGCUCUGGGAGAGCAGUUCCUUGGUGGCAGAUGUGUCAAUACCAUGUGGAUCCAAGAUGACAUUUUUCGAUUUCUCUGCCUCCCUCUCACACACAUAUGA
This is a messenger RNA of Cladocopium goreaui, 959 nucleotides long. NCBI's taxonomy places the organism in Eukaryota, Dinophyceae, Suessiales, Symbiodiniaceae. The record is from the annotation of a GenBank genome assembly.